Messenger RNA from Ruditapes philippinarum (Manila clam), 2649 nucleotides. Its product is annotated as lysosomal proton-coupled steroid conjugate and bile acid symporter SLC46A3-like. Gene Ontology annotation, biological process: transmembrane transport. Gene Ontology annotation, cellular component: membrane. Bases 705 to 2243 code for a protein of 512 amino acids. The record is from RefSeq and is a predicted model, not a curated record. NCBI's taxonomy places the organism in Eukaryota, Metazoa, Mollusca, Bivalvia, Venerida, Veneridae. The transcript is spliced from 4 exons. Gene Ontology annotation, molecular function: transmembrane transporter activity.
UUGUAAUAGAGUUGGUAAGCGAACAGUAUGGAUCCUAAUCAGACUGCGCGGUUGCAACCCAUUAUGUUGGUUUUGUCAUGGCGCGGCUCAUAUAAAUGUUCAUUCAAAAUAACUUUAAAUUUUAUCAACGUUUCUUUCCAGCACUAUUUUACAAGAAUAUCCAACUAAUAGAUAUACAUGUAUUUUUAUUAUUUUUAUUUUUUUUAUCAAUGCUUGAAAUAUUUUUACGAAUAUGUGCCCAUUUCAGACCAAUCCAGUUUAAAUAGUUCCUAAACUUUCAAGGCAAUCGCUGUCCGAGCUAUUGUUGAAAGGAUGCAAUGUAAAUAAAUUAGAAAAUACUGUUUGGACAAUGACUGUGGUCAAGUUAUCAACAUUCAUCUAUCCAUGACUUUCGAAAGAUUUGCUUAAGACGAUAUCAGGGUAGGGUCACGUUCUAAUUUAUUGAUUAAAUAAACAAUGGAAUAUUUAAAAGUGAGUGGAUAAAAUAAAUAAUAUCAUGGGAUUUUCAUUGUUCUUUGGCGAUUAAAAGAUAAUACUUUUGAUAAAGAUUAUUAAGGAUUGUUGCAGAUGAAACAGCUCUAUUAAUAAAAAGACUGCAUAGAAAUACCGAUUCUUUUGAUAAAAAUAUAGAUUUUAAUGUCAAAGUAAGAGGUGUAGAUCAGUUAUUUGUAUUAUUAUACUGGUCAUACUAUUAGUGUUCAAACAUGGAAGAGAACGGAUCUCCAUUUACAGACAAUAUUACAACGAGAAGAAAACAUCGUGAAGCAGACGAUGAAAAUAAAGCAUUAUUACCGGAUAAACAAGACAACGAUGACGACUCGGGUUAUCGAAAAUUUCGUGGUUUAGACAUAAAGACAACGUGGCUACAUUGGUUAAUUGGGCCUAUUGUGUUUGCGUAUAUGUUUGCUAUGUUAUGUUCAUAUUACGCUCUUGUUGAAUACACGAAUCAGUACUUCAUGAAAAGUGAGUACAAGAAAGCAAAUUUGUCUCUAGACAAUACAACAGAUGCGUUCUGUAAAGUAGACAAAGAUAACAUUGUAUAUCAAACUGAAGCGAAGGCAACAUCUCAAGCAUCAACGUGGAAUGUAUAUUAUUCUGUCGCCUCAGGUGUUCCUGCCGUCAUUUCUAACAUGGUGUUAGGUUCAUAUACUGACGCCUUCGGUCGUAAGUUCUUGCUAGCUGUGGGAAUAAUAGGCACCUGUCUUAGACUAAGUAUAGCUGCAGUAACUAUCUAUCUAGAGGCAGAUUUGAUAUAUAUACUCAUUGCUUGCUUUGUCGAAGGUUGCACGGGUCAAUAUGCUACAACCCUACAAGUCUCACUUGCUUACAUCGCUGAUAUAACAAAACCAGGACGAGCAAGAAUCCUAGGAAUUAUAUUCAUAGAGUUUGUGAUAGGUGUAGGCCUAUCUGCUGCUAGCCUUGCGGAAGGAUACAUGGUUGAGUGGAAAGGCUACAUGUUUACAUUUGCUUCAAUGGCAGGAGUUCUUAUCCUUACAUUGAUCUUAAUGAUCUGCUUUCUUCCAGAAACACUCUCCAAAGAACAUCGCCAUAGAAAUAAAUCUUGUAUAGGCUUAUUAAAGAUCAGUAUUUCAUUCUUUGUUGAUAAUGACUCUGAGAACAGGCGAUGGAAAUAUCAGCUCGUCUUGUUGAUCCAUGCUUUAUGUAACAUAAGUUUCCUGUCCAGACUACCAACUGAGACACUGUACCAACUAGCGUCUCCUUUCUGUUGGUCACCAACAAAGAUUGGUAUAUAUGCUGCUAUACGAACAUUAGUGAUCAUGUUUGUCGGGUUAGGAUCGGUGCAUAUAUUCUCGCUGUUCAUUGACGAGAUUUGGAUCUGCAUGAUAGGAACUGCAUCUUACGCAGCAGCGUUCUUCUGGACGGCGUUCGUAAACAGCGAUUUGGUUUAUUAUAUAAUUAUAGCUGUUGGAUGUUUUGGCCCGUUAUCGACCACAAUGCAGCGUAGUAUUCUCUCUCAUUUAACACCACCUGAAAAACAAGGAGCGAUAUUUAGUGCUGUAGGAACAUUAGAGGUUGUGACGUCACUAUUAGCAAACGUAAUGACAAGUUGGAUUUACGCAGCCACCGUUACAUACAUGCGCGGCUUAGUCUUUCUUACAGUUGGUGGCUUUGAUGGAAUCUGCAUUGUUCUGCUAAUAGUAUUGAAGAUAGGAUGGGAAGUUGAAAAGAGAAGAAAUAAAUACAAAAAACUUCCACAAGUUGAGAUUAUUGUUCCAGAAUAAUUGAUAUGUGAGAUUGGACACUACACUGAGAUUAUGAUGAUAAGAUAACUGUGAACUAUUUAAUAUGUGAAUAUAAGAUAUAUGUAAAAUAAGGGAGGUAAAUAUGUAACUUUGCUUAUAAACUUUGGCAAUAUGUACUAUAGAGUUAUCCCUCUUAUUGUUAAAAAUAAAAGUCUCAUUAUUCUUUUAAAGUGGAUUGAUCUCCAAUAGUCACAUUUUCUAUAUGUAUUUUAAAUCUCGAUAAAACCGUAGAAAUUCAUCAUUUGUAUAUUCUUUUGGAUUAAUUUAUAUGUGUGUAUAUGUAUAUAUGAGACUUUAAUAAAUAAAGAAAUCGAUCCAUUUGAAACGAGUAUAUGAAAAUAGCCGUAAUUGCUGUUCAAUUUGAAAUAAAAAAAAUAAUAAAGAA